AUGGGAUGGGCUGACGUGGGCUACCACUCGGACCACGUGCUCACCCCUAACAUCGACACACUGGCGGCCGAUGGCAUAGUGUUGAACCACUAUUACACGCAUCCGGUGUCGUGUCCGAGUCGGGCGGCCCUACUGACGGGCGUACACCCCAUACAUACGGGGCUACAAAACUUUGUAAUCAUCAACCAGUCGCCCACUGCCCUAAGAGUGCCGGCAUUCAUAUGGAGUCCAUUACUUCGCAAAAGUGGUUACGUCUCGGAGGCCCUCAUCGAUGUGUCGGACAUAAUGCCAACCAUUUUAGACGCAAUCGGCGACAGACACGUGCUUUCAGACGAAACUCAUAUUUACGGCGUGUCACAAUGGGAUACGAUGUCUCAUAAUGGACUACCGGUGCGAUCUGAGAUCAUCCAUAACAUCGAUCCGGUAGAUAAUAUGUCUGCCAUUCGAUGGCACGACUGGAAACUCGUCCAGAGCUCCAGUUAUAAGGGAUAUGAUCUGUGGACUCAGACAAUACAGUUUGGCGGUUGGAAGCCACCCAUGUAUAGCAAAUGCACGCUUUCACCCGAACAGUUUGAAACAAUGCGAAACUUGCAAAGACAUAGUUGCAAAAUGUACAAGGUAUUGUCUCAAAUGAAUAGACAUCCAAAUUAUGAUGUAUUGGACGAGUCGACAGUGCUGUGCUCUGAACCUCCCGUUCCUAAUGGUAAACACUCGUGUUUGACGGGUGAGUUGUGUUUAUUUAACCUAAGGGUCGAUCCGUGCGAAUACAAAAACGUAAUCAAUGAAACCGAUCCCUCAUUCGUGCGAUACGUUUGGCACAAAUUGGUUGAGUUUAACGAGACGUCAGUUCCCGCCCUAUCACUCGUGCCAUUGGAUAAGCGAGCACAUCCUCGGUUUCAUAAUAACACCUGGACCAAUUGGUUGGACCAUGACUUGGACUAUGAAUUAUAUAGGGAUUACAAACACGACAAAGAUGAAUUUUAAUUGUUUUAAUUUUAUUAAUAAUAAGAUGCUUAUUGUAGAAAUACUUAG
Molecule: messenger RNA, 1032 nt
Organism: Oppiella nova
Lineage: Eukaryota; Metazoa; Arthropoda; Arachnida; Sarcoptiformes; Oppiidae
Source: the annotation of a GenBank genome assembly